Molecule: messenger RNA, 2367 nt
Organism: Chroicocephalus ridibundus (black-headed gull)
Lineage: Eukaryota; Metazoa; Chordata; Aves; Charadriiformes; Laridae
Gene: KIF19
Product: kinesin family member 19
Exons: 16
Coding region: 1-2367 (788 amino acids)
Biological process (GO): microtubule-based movement
Molecular function (GO): microtubule binding; ATP binding; microtubule motor activity
Source: RefSeq, a predicted model, not a curated record
AUGCCCCUUCCCAGCGGGGAGGCCCCCAGCGAGGACACGAAUGCUCCAGGGGACAGCGAGGAGCAGCAGCUGGUGGUGGCUCUUCGCAUCCGCCCGAUGAGCGCGGCCGAGCUGGCGGAGGGGGCCAGACCCAUCGCCCACCUCAUGGAUGAACAGGUCGUGGUGCUGCAAGACCCCAUGGAAGACCCCGAUGACAUCCUGCGCGCCAGCUGCUCCCGGGAGAAAUCCUACGUCUUCGAUGUGGCCUUCGACUCUUCGGCCACCCAGGAGACCGUGUACCAUGCUACCACCCAGGGUCUUGUCGCGGGUGUCAUCUCCGGCCACAACGCCACCGUCUUCGCCUACGGCCCCACUGGCUGCGGGAAGACCUACACCAUGCUGGGCACCGAUGGCGAGCCUGGCAUCUAUGCCCGCACCCUGGGCGAGCUCUUCCAGGCCAUCGAGGAUGCCAGCGGUGACACCGAGUAUGAGGUCUCCAUGUCCUACCUUGAGAUCUACAACGAGAUGAUCCGGGACCUGCUGAACCCCUCGCUGGGCUGCCUGCAGCUCCGGGAGGACGCUGGUGGCACCAUCCAGGUGGCCGGCAUCACCGAAGUCUCCGCCAUCAGCGCCGAGGAGGUCCUGCAGGCGCUGGCACGGGGGAACAUGCAGCGGACGCAGGAGCCCACAGCCGCCAACCGCACCUCAUCCCGCUCCCACGCGGUGCUGCAGGUCACCGUGCGCCAGCGGCGCCGGGGUAGGGGGCUGCGCCGCGGCCGCCUCUUCAUGAUCGACCUGGCGGGCUCCGAGCGGGCUGCGCAGACACAGAACCGCGGGCAGAGGAUGAAGGAGGGGGCCCACAUCAACCGCUCGCUGCUGGCCCUGGGCAACUGCAUCAAGGCUCUGAGCCACCAGGCGAGCACCAAGUACAUCAACUAUCGCGACAGCAAGCUGACCCGCCUGCUCAAGGACUCGCUUGGAGGCAACAGCCACACGGUGAUGAUCGCCCACAUCAGCCCUGCCAGCACCGCCUUCGAGGAGUCCCGCAGCACCCUCGCCUACGCCCACCGCGCCAAGAGCAUCCGUACCACGGCAGGGCUGGGAGCGCAGGCAGAGCCAGCACAGCUCUUCCGGCAGAGCCAGCAGCACACACGGCGGCUGGACGUGGCCCGGCGGCAUCGGAGCGGCUGGGAGGAGCAGCGGGAGGUGCUGGCCCUGCUGUGCCGCCUGCACCACCUGGAGCUGGAGGCAGCAGAGAUGCGCUCCCGCACCCUGCUCGAGGGUGGCCUCCAGCACCCGCCGGCCACCGUGGCGCAGCGCUUCGGUCGUCACCGUGCCCUCUGCGCUCGCAUCAUCCAGCAGCAGCGGCAGCUCAUCGCCGACCACCGGCUGUCGGUGCCACGGCCGCUGGAGGAGCUGUACGAGACUUACCUGCAGGAGCUGGCAGGGGACUUUGGGGACAGUGGCACCCUCAAGGUAGGGCAGGGUGACAGGGCACCCCCCAGAGCCCAGGCAGGGCACUCAGCCCCUGUCCCUGCCCAGGGCACGUCCCUGCCCAAGGUCCCACAGGUGACCGGCACAGAGAGCCUGUGGGACCCGGAGCAGGACAGCGUGCGGGCACGGAGCUGUGAGCACCCCACACUGCUGCAGGACGAUGCCCUCCCACCCCUGCGCCCCAUGGGGGACAGCACCCCGACCCCCGUGUUCAAGAAGACCCCUCGGGCACAGCAGCUGGGGAGCGCGGCGGUGCCCACCCCACCUCCCGGCCGUGGCACAGUGGCCCUGGAGGUGAGCACGGCCAUGCCCGCAGCACCGAAGCCCCGAGAACGCCGGGAGGUGUCGAGCAGCACCAAGAGCAUCGUGGCUAAGGCUGUCCAGUGCCGGUCCGGCAUCCCGGAGAGCAUCCGCCUGCACUCACCGGACGCCUGGGAGGAAUGGGGUGGCCCCAGGCUGUGGCACACCAGCAGCGAGGUGGGGACAUGCACCCCCCGCUCCCCGGGGACCUGGCUGCGGGCACGCAAGAAGGGCCACAAGGAGCCAGGGAGGAGGAAGGAAUCGCUGGAUGGCAGAAGGAGAUCGAGGAGGUCACAGUCCUUCGAGGUGACCGGCCAUGGGCAUCACGCCCGUGGACCCUCUCUCCAGCAGCUGGCAUCCCCCAUGGUCCCCCCGCUGCCAUCCACCAUGCUGCAGAGCCGCUCCGAGCACGCCGUGUUGGUGGGGGCGCGGGCAGCCAGCACCCAGGGACCCCCCAAAGCCCUGCCCAGAGCAAAGCCCCUGCAGACCCAGCUGCCAGCUCCCCCCAGGAAGGGCCAGCACCCACGGCUCGGCGGCAUCACCGGGAACGGUGCCAGCGCCUCCGGCAAGGAUGGAUGGAGUUGCUGGUACUGA